Triticum urartu is the source of this 1028-nucleotide messenger RNA. RefSeq names its product putative glutathione S-transferase GSTU6. Gene Ontology annotation, biological process: glutathione metabolic process. Lineage: Eukaryota; Viridiplantae; Streptophyta; Magnoliopsida; Poales; Poaceae. Gene Ontology annotation, molecular function: glutathione transferase activity. Gene Ontology annotation, cellular component: cytoplasm. The record is from RefSeq and is a predicted model, not a curated record.
GCUGUGCCGUCCUUCCCUCGGAGCGCAGAACAAAAACCUCAGCCAUUGGCCGGAGAGCACGCGAGAAAUCAGUUCGUCCGACGACAUGGCGACCGGAGCAGCGGGAGGAGGGAGUGACGAGCUCAAGCUGCUGGGGGCCUGGGUGAGCCCGUUCGUGCACCGGGUGCAGGUCGCGCUGCACCUCAAGGGGCUCACCGGCUACGAGUACGCCGAGGAGGACCUCACCAACAAGAGCGACCUCCUCCUCGCCUCCAACCCCGUCCACACCAAGGUCCCCGUGCUCCUCCACGCCGGCAAGCCCGUCUGCGAGUCCAUGCUCAUCGUGCAGUACCUCGACGAGGCCUUCCCCGGCUCCGGCCCCGCCCUCCUCCCCGCCGACCCCCACGACCGCGCCGUCGCGCGAUUCUGGGCCGCCUACGCCGACGACCAGUUCUUUGCGUCGUGGAUCAAGGCGUUCGUGGGGACGACGGACGAGGAGAGGGCGGCGGCGACGGAAGCCGCGGCGGCAGCGCUGCAGAAGAUGGAGGGCGCCUUCGGCGAGUGCUCCAAGGGCAAGCCCUUCUUCGGCGGCGACGGCCCGGGGUACGUGGACAUCGCGCUCGGCGGGUUCGUCGCGUGGAUGCGCGCGUUCCACGCGGUGGCCGGCGUGAACCUCCUGGACGCCGCCCGGACCCCGUUGCUGGCGGCCUGGGCGGACCGCUUUGCCGCGCUCGACGCCGCCAAGGAGGUCAUCCCGGACGUCGACCGCAUCGCCGAGUUCGCCAAGCACGGUCUGCUGCCGCUGCUCCAGAAACUGCAUAGUACGAAAAACUGACCAGUGAUACACACUAGUGAUCGGCGAGCCGACCAUUUAAGGCGGAUUCUACUGCUAACAGUAGGCCUCGAAUUGGUGGCGGUGCUGCUGCUCGAAAGAAGGAUGCACAGUGGAUCAGAAAAAAUUGCGGUGCUCAGCAAUCGUGGGUUAGGGCACAUGCGCUAUCUUCUUCAUGUGUGACAUUACAAAGAUAAUAAAAAUGCCUUUUCAAAUA